CGAGGACCUACUUGCACCAAAGGAAAAGCACGUUGAGCGACACCCGUGUCUGCCUUCCUGGCUAGCGCAAUCGCACAUCUAUGAAUGCCUAUACAUUAGAGGCGUCGUUAAGCCCGGAACCACGGGAACCUGUCUCGCUCCUCAGGUGACCUGCGCUCAGCGCCGCGCAAAUCAACCCGCCAACUUUGGCGUUUUGCCAAAGCAAGAACCGAGAACCCGCCAUGGCCCCCGAAAAGCGCACUGAUACGUCGUGGGAUCACGAAUACAACACCCUUCGCCGCGAGAAUCUGUUUCGGAACCCCCCGACCGACCGCACCGCCUAUCCCGCCCUCCAGCUUGCCGUUGACCCCCACAUUGAGUCCUUCAACGCGCUCUUCCGAAACGACGGCAAGACCAGCCUCCUCGACCAUGCCCUCGCCGAAAUCGGGACAAAGACGUUUCUGGACGGGGAUGACAGGGCCGCGCCUGCGGGGAAGAAUAAGCUGACGAUCCGGUACAAGAGUGUCACCCUUCAGCGAUCUCAGGUUCCGCCAACCAACAAAUUCGCCAAGAGGCGUGAGAUCUUCCCGGCGGAGUGCAGGGAACGCCAUGUCACGUACCGGGGAAAGCUCACAGCCGUUUUCGAAUACCGCAUCAACGAUGGCGAGCCCAUGGAGUUCUCGCGGGAGCUGGGGCAGAUGCCGAUCAUGGUUAAGUCCAACAAAUGCCACCUUGAGAAUAAUCCACCAGCACUCCUUGUGCAGAGGAAGGAGGAGUCUGAGGAACUCGGCGGAUAUUUCAUCGUCAACGGCAUCGAGAAGAUUAUUCGCUUGCUGCUGGUCAACAAGAGGAACUUCCCGCUGGCUAUCACCCGUCCGAGUUUCACAAACCGAGGUCCCUCAUAUACGCCGUACGGUAUCAUAGUACGAUCCGUCCGGCCCGAUGAAACCUCCCAGACGAAUGUGCUCCACUACUUGAACGACGGCAAUGUCACGUUCAGGUUCUCGUGGAGGAAGAACGAGUAUCUCGUGCCCGUCAUGAUGAUUCUCAAGGCUCUUGUCGAGACAAAUGAUCGGGAGAUUUUCGAGGGUCUCGUUGGCCCGCCCAACUCGAAGGGCAUCGAGAACACCUUCCUGACCGACCGAGUCGAACUGCUCCUCCGCACCUACAAGACUUACGGCCUUUACACCAAGACACAGACCCGGGCCUACCUGGGCGAGAAGUUCAGGGUCGUGCUCGGUGUCCCCGACACCAUGUCGGACUACGAAGUCGGCACCGAGUUCCUCCGCAAGAUCGUGCUCGUUCACCUGGGCUGCGUCGACGUUACCGAGGAGCAGGAUCUCGACAAGUUCAAGAUGCUCCUGUUCAUGUGCCGGAAGCUUUAUGCACUCGUGGCUGGCGAUUGUGCCAUCGAUAACCCUGAUGCGGUGCAAAAUCAGGAAAUCCUACUUGGUGGCUUCCUGUACGGCAUGAUCUUGAAAGAGAAGUUGGACGAGUUCCUGUCCGUCUCUGUCAGAGGAGCCCUGCGCGAUUACCUGAGGAACCACGCGACGGUCUCGUUCACGAGUCCCACAUUCCAGAGGGACUUCCCGGUUGCUAUCUUCAGGAAGGCAAACGAGAACAUUGGUAACGCGCUAGAGUACUUCCUCUCGACGGGCAAUCUUCAGAGCCCCUCAGGUCUUGACCUGCAACAGACAUCGGGUUUCACGGUCGUGGCCGAGAAACUCAACUUCCUGCGUUUCAUCAGCCAUUUCCGCAUGGUCCACCGAGGUAGCUUCUUCGCACAGCUCAAGACGACGACGGUCAGAAGGCUGCUGCCCGAGUCCUGGGGCUUCCUGUGCCCCGUGCACACCCCUGAUGGUGCGCCGUGUGGGCUGCUGAAUCACUUGGCGCACAAGUGCAAAAUCAUGACGGACUCAUUGGACGUGUCGGCCGUCCCAGGCGUUGCCAUGGAGUUGGGAGUCAACGACUACUCCUCGGCGGCCACCAGCGAGAGCGUGGUCGUGAUGCUCGAUGGCAGGAUCAUCGGCUGGUGCACUCCUCGAGCAGCCAAGGGGGUCGCCGACAGCCUGCGGCGCUGGAAGGUGGAGGGCGGCCAUGGCAUCCCCGUACAGCUGGAGAUCGGCUACGUGCCUCCGUCCAGGGGCGGGUCCUAUCCCGGUAUCUACAUGUCCUCACGGCCGGCCAGGAUGGUCCGGCCCGUCAAGUAUCUGGCCCUGGGCAAGGAGGACUUUGUCGGCCCCCACGAGCAGCCGUACAUGUCGAUCGCGUGCACGGAGGCCGAGGUCAUCCCCGGCGACUCGACACAUGUCGAGUUCGACCCAACCAACAUCCUCUCCAUCCUCGCGAACAUGACACCCUUCUCCGACUUCAACCAAUCCCCGCGCAACAUGUACCAGUGUCAGAUGGGUAAGCAAACAAUGGGCACGCCGGGCACGGCGCUCCGGUACCGCACAGACAACAAGACCUACCGGCUGCAGACGGGCCAGACGCCCAUCGUGCGCUCGCCGUUGCACAAUACGUACGGGUUCGACAACUUCCCCAACGGCACAAACGCCGUGGUUGCCGUCAUCUCGUACACGGGCUAUGACAUGGAUGACGCCAUGAUCAUCAACAAGUCGGCACACGAGCGCGGCUUUGGCCACGGGACGAUCUACAAGACCAAGAAAAUCAGCCUCAAGGACGACGACACCAGGGCGCGCUCGUCCAAGGCGAUAGUCAAGAUGUUUGGCUUCGCCCCCGGCAGCGCGGUCCGGGCGUCAGACCGGGAGAUGCUGGACGAGGAUGGGCUGCCGUACGUGGGGCGUCUGGUGAGGCAGGGAGACAUCCUCUACGCGUGGCACACGGUCUCGGCCGACUAUAGCGGGCAGCUGAUCAACCGCGAUGGCAUCACGCACUGGGAGAGGUACAAGGACAGCGAGGAUGCCUUCGUCGAGGAGGUGCGCGUGAUCGGCAGCGACACGGGUAACGAACCCCUGCAGACGGUCUCGAUCAAGCUCCGCGUGCCGCGGUCUCCCGUCAUCGGCGACAAGUUCUCGUCCCGCCACGGGCAGAAGGGAGUCUGCUCGCAGAAGUGGCCGGCCAUCGACAUGCCUUUCUCCGAGUCGGGCAUCCAGCCUGAUGUCAUCAUCAACCCGCACGCGUUCCCCUCGCGCAUGACGAUCGGCAUGUUCGUCGAGUCCCUGGCGGGCAAGGCCGGCGCCUUGCACGGCCUGGCGCAGGACUCGACGCCGUUCAAGUUUGAUGAGGAGAACACGGCGGCCGACUACUUCGGGCACCAGCUGAUGAAGGCGGGCUUCAACUACCACGGCAACGAGCCCAUGUACUCGGGCAUCACGGGCGAGGAGUUCGCGUGCGACAUCUACAUCGGCGUCGUCUACUACCAGCGACUGAGACACAUGGUCAACGACAAGUACCAGGUGCGCACCACCGGCCCCGUGGUGCCGACGACGGGCCAGCCGAUCAAGGGCCGCAAGAAGGGUGGCGGUAUCCGCGUGGGAGAAAUGGAGCGCGAUGCUCUGCUGGCGCACGGCACGGCCUUCCUGCUCCAAGACAGGCUGCUCAACUGCUCCGACUACUCCAAGUCGUGGAUAUGCCGAAGCUGCGGUUCGUUCUUGGCCGUGCAGCCGACGGUAUCCCCGUUCAUCGGCAAGCGGAAGCAGGUCGGCACCGUCCGUUGCCGGAACUGCGCAAAGCGCCUGGAUCAGGUGGAGGACCUGGAUCUCAUGAAGUUGGAUGGCGAGAUCUGGGAGGACGGGCAGGGCGUGCAGUGGAUCGGGGGCGAGAACACCACCAUGGUGGUCGUGCCGGGGGCGUUGAAAUUCCUCGACGCCGAGCUCGCGGCGAUGGGUGUCAAGCUGAAGUACCGGGUGGAUACCAAGGACGUGGUUCGGAGGGGGCCGCUGAUGGCCACGGCACCGAAAGCGCUAACGAACGGAAUAGCGGCGGCGUGAGGGAGGGAGUGAGUG
This is a messenger RNA of Thermothielavioides terrestris NRRL 8126, 3947 nucleotides long. RefSeq lists its product as uncharacterized. The record is from RefSeq and is a predicted model, not a curated record. Gene Ontology annotation, molecular function: ribonucleoside binding; DNA-directed RNA polymerase activity; DNA binding. Gene Ontology annotation, cellular component: nucleus; RNA polymerase I complex. NCBI's taxonomy places the organism in Eukaryota, Fungi, Ascomycota, Sordariomycetes, Sordariales, Chaetomiaceae. Bases 222 to 3932 code for a protein of 1236 amino acids. Gene Ontology annotation, biological process: DNA-templated transcription. The transcript is spliced from 2 exons.